GCCACGGUCGGCGCUUAACGACAUUUUUCAUAAAAUGGCAGGAUGGCCGAGUUUUGUUAGCUGAAUUUGUGAAUUGUGAUUGGACUUUGACGUUAAUGUUAUGUUUUUUCGUGCGUGUGGCUUUAAAAAAGUGAAUAUUUUAAAUACCGAGUGUUUUCUGAAUAUUUAUACAAAGCGUGAAUGAUUCAAAGAUACAACAAUGGCACCGCGACGAAUGGAAGAGAUUCCUGUGAAAAGAAUGCCAGCUUUGGGUUGUCGUUUAGCAUCACGUCUACCAAGAGGAGAAAUAUUGACUGAUAUUACGCAAAAUAAGUGGAGACUUGGAGACGCAAUUGGCUGUGGAGGCUUUGGCGAUAUUUACCUGGCUUCCGAUGACCUCACAAAACCGGUGGGAUAUAACUCAAAAUAUGUUAUUAAAAUCGAGCCCCACAAUAACGGGCCGUUAUUCGUAGAAAUGAAUGUUUACAUAAGGGCACUCCGCAAACCCAUGAUCGAAAGUUGGUGUAAGUCUCAAGGAAAACGACGAGUAGGUGUUCCAACUUACGAAGGUUCAGGUUCGCACGUAUACCAAGGCGAGCGAUACAGAUUUUUAGUGAUACCGCGUUACGCUGGCGAUGUAGGAAAAUUGUUUAUUGCCCAUGGUCGGAAACUAUCGACGAAGAUAGUCAACAGUCUCGCAGUUCAAAUGUUGGAUUCACUGGAGUACGUUCACAGUCAGGGAUAUGCCCACGCGGAUGUUAAGGGCUCCAACAUUCUGCUCGCAAAUAACAGUCUAGGGUUGGAGAUAGAAAAAACAAAAGCAUUCUUAGUUGAUUACGGAUUAGCUUAUCGUUUCCGAACGGGGACUGGCGCGCACAAACCCUUUCUUCAUGACGAGAGAAGAGCUCACGAAGGAACUAUGGAAUUUACUUCUCGAGAUGCUCAUCACGGAACUCACUCAAGACGAGGGGAUUUGGAGACUUUGGGUUACAAUUUGUUACAAUGGUUGUGCGGAAAACUUCCUUGGGAAAAUGAGGAGGGGGGUUUGUCUCCUACAGUCAACCCGGAGGAUAUUCAUGUGCAAAAAGAAAUCUUCUUUUCAGACGUUUUAUUGUCGAUGCAACAAUGUUUUUCUGGAAAAAACAAAGCUCCUGAUAACCUCACGGAGUACUUUCAGUACAUCUCCCGUUUAGGAUUUGAGUCAAAACCAAACUACUCAUAUUUGAGGAGUCUGUUCUGGAAAGGGUCUCAACUUGAAGAAAAUAUUCUUGCUUAUGUCAACGGAGGAAUAUCCAAUGAGAACUUUUUCUGCAUCAAGUUGGACAAUCGUCCGUAUCUCCGAGAAAGGAAGCCAUGCAGGCCUGUAAAUGGCGAUGUACGCAUAACCAGAAAUGCUCAGCCGAUUAUCCCGAAGAAAGUUUUAGAAUUUAGCUGGGAAGAAGUUCUCGCUCGACACCCCGAUAAACUUGCCAAGAUUAGUGUUCAUCCUCCGCCUUCUCCUCUUACGCCACCCCCGUCUCCUCCUCCAAUUCAAAAGACUCCUUCUUUGCCAACCUACGCCAUGUUGAAUGUUCUGCAGAAGAUGAAAGAAAGACAGACUGGAAUUUGCAGACACAAAACAACUUCCAAGUCAUCCGACAAUGAGCUAAAGCCAAAAUGGAUGACACCAGCAAUGGAAGAAAUUGCUCAACUAAGGAAAAGGUCUCUCGAAUUGAUCGCCCAAUCAAGAAAAUCUGGCUCUGAUAACUCAAGAAGACUCACCAGAUCCAGAUCGGCAACAUUAAAAAGACUGGAGUCCAAUUCCUUGGCGAAGUUGGAUGCGAAAAAGAGGAAGACCUUUGCAUAAAUUUGGUUCGUAUUCCAAUAAUACUAUCCGGUUUCAUAAAGAAAAUAUCGAUCAAGUAUUAUACGUUAUUAGGGAAUUUAUUCUUAGGAUAAAUCAAUUUGACGUUCCUCAACAAAGGAUGAACAUUUCUUCCUUUGCAUAAGCGAAGCCUGAGACCUGUAUCUCGCCAAUUUCUAAGACUGCUUCGUAAUCACGGUUUUUUCACAUCGAUAUUGUGCCGUAAAAUAUAAAUAAUUGCUAAUCAUUAGAUUAUAGAAAGAAUUAUAAUUUUUUUUUUGCUUCAGAAAACCAGGUUCUGUUUCUUCUGCACCUAAUUAAAUGCGUGCGUUAAAUCUCGAGUGAUUAAAUUAAUUAAUAAGUGACUUUUACACAUUUUCUGUAAUCAAGAAAUCUGACAACUAAAGACUUGCGUUUUUACAAGUCUUUAUAAACCGUACAAUCAUAUCCAACUCCGAAAAUAGAGAAGAGUCGAUUUAUCAACUACUAUUAUAUAUAAGGCCAAGUUGGAUUAAUAAAUGGUCUCUUUUAUUUAUCUCGAUUAGACUUAUAAUUACGGUGGAGAAUUUAGGUCCGAAUUCUCCAAUUCAAUUAGAUAAGUCUCAAGUUUUUUUUUUGUAUAGAGUUUAUAAGUCACGGGUAAUAACUUCCGUAUUUUCUAUUGGUAUUUGAUGAUAGGCUUCCAUCUUUCGGUGAAUUUAUAAUACAAUAUGUCAAUCUCGAAUCGAGAACAGAGCUUUUUAAUUUCUGAAAAGUUUAAAGGACCAAUAUGAGUGAAGUACAUUUUGCUUUUCUUCGUUAUCAGUUCGCGCUAACAUAUUUUUUGUAAAGGUAGUUAUGCCUACUUAAGCGAAACUAAAGUAACAUACAUUUUAUCAUGUCUAAAUAUUAUCGAGAAUGUAAAUAUUCUUGUGAGACGAAUUAACUCGCUUAUUAGAAAUCUUCCGAUCAGAGAAGGAAUUCGUUCUUCCUCCCCUUUUUCUUAAAUCAGGAUACGGUAAUUAAUCGUUUAUAUUUUAUAUAACUCUUUGGAACUGUUCCACUAGAUUUUUAAGCGUCGAAUGUAGGUGUAGAUAUUAUGCAAUUGAAUUAUUGAAUGAAUUUCAACUCUGGUCGGAUGCUGCUUGUGAUAAUUUAUGAAUUUAUGUGUAAUUGUGUAUUAUCUUAAGUUAUGCGUACCUGCGCCAUGUAAGACUUUAAUCUUUGAAGUUUUGUAUAUCGUGCAAAAUUUAAAAAUAGCCCAAAUUUCGAUUUUUGUGCGAUGUCACGAAGAGAACAAAUGAGAUACUUAUCAAUAUACGUUUUUUUGUACAUUAUUGUUUAUUUUAGAUUCAAAUAUUCUAGAUUAGACAAAUAUAAAUACGUCAUACUUAA
Molecule: messenger RNA, 3196 nt
Organism: Belonocnema kinseyi
Lineage: Eukaryota; Metazoa; Arthropoda; Insecta; Hymenoptera; Cynipidae
Product: serine/threonine-protein kinase VRK1-like
Exons: 10
Coding region: 200-1825 (541 amino acids)
Biological process (GO): peptidyl-serine phosphorylation; signal transduction
Cellular component (GO): nucleus; cytoplasm
Molecular function (GO): protein serine/threonine kinase activity; ATP binding
Source: RefSeq, a predicted model, not a curated record